Musa acuminata subsp. malaccensis (wild Malaysian banana) is the source of this 2660-nucleotide messenger RNA. Its product is annotated as protein FAR1-RELATED SEQUENCE 5-like. Gene Ontology annotation, molecular function: zinc ion binding. Gene Ontology annotation, biological process: regulation of DNA-templated transcription. The record is from RefSeq and is a predicted model, not a curated record. NCBI's taxonomy places the organism in Eukaryota, Viridiplantae, Streptophyta, Magnoliopsida, Zingiberales, Musaceae.
GAGCCUGCGAACCGAACCGAGAGAGGACAUUCUUCUUCCCGGAGAGGGUUUGGGGUUUCUCUUCGCCAGUUUGGUGGCUUUGAAGCGAGAACUCCCCCUCUGGAUCUCGAUUCGAGCUGAGGUGUGCGUGAAUCAGAAAUUGCUUUUAUCAAGAAGGAUGUAGAUGAACUCUAUACAUUAAAGAUAUACAUUUUAAAAAUGAUGAUAUACCAAAGUUUUUUCAUCUUCCAAGCAACAGAAUUCUGGCUUACAAAGUACUGAUUCCAUGGAUGGGUCAGUUACCUGGGUUAUGGAUGGAUCUGUAGAAAGCACUAUUGGCACAACUGGUUCACUUGGUUCAGGAGUAAAUGUCAACUCAGAGUUAGAUCCAAAAGUCGGGAUGAUUUUCCAUUCAGAAGAUCAAGCAUACAAUUUUUAUAAUUCGUAUGCUAAGAGAAAAGGUUUUAGUGUCCGAAAAGAUCAUCUUUCUCGAAGAAGUGAUGGCCGCAUACGUUAUAGACACUAUGUAUGUAGUAAUGAAGGUUCUCGUAAAGAACAUCCUGUGAGUAUGACUAAAAAAUCACGUCCAAUAGAGAGAACAAACUGUAUGGCUCGUAUUGAGUUUAAAGUUAACAAUGACAAUUUAUGGAUUGUUAAUAGAUUUAUUGAUGAACAUAACCAUCCACUCGCAACCCCAAGUAAUUCGCACAUGUUAAGGUCACACAGAAAGAAAUUGCCUGUUCAGCGUUCAAACAUUUCUAGGUCGGGAAUCUACUUUGGAGCAAAAUAUACUCAGAAUGAUAUUCAGGCAGAAGCAGAUUAUGGAGAAGAUGCAGGAUUGCUCUUGAAAAAUCAAAGCAAUUGUUUGACCACAAGACGGUUGAAAGAUCUUGAAACAGGAGACACACAGUUUCUUUUAGACUUUCUAAGAACUAAGCAAUCAGAAGAUCCAUCAUUUUUCUAUGCUAUACAACUUGAUGAAAAGGAGCGACUGACCAACUGCUUUUGGGCAGACAUGCAGUCAAUAGUAGAUUACACUUACUUUGGUGAUGCGAUCUCAUUUGACACAACUUAUCACAUUCGUGGUGAUGAUAUACCAUUUGCACCAUUUAUUGGCACAAACCAUCAUAAACAAAUUGUUAUCUUUGGGGCCGCAUUAUUAUUAGAUGAAACUUUAGAAUCGUUCGUUUGGCUGUUUAGAACUUUUUUAGUAGCAAUGUCUGGAAGACAGCCGAAAACAAUAUUCACUGAUAAUUGUGCUGCAAUUUCAGAGGCAAUUGCUACGGCUUUACCAGACACAUGUCAUCGGCUUUGUCUAUGGAAUUUGCUUCAAAGUGUGUCUACACAUCUUCCAUGUUUAGAUAUCAACUUCCAGCGGGAGUUUGAGAAUUUCAUCUAUGAUGUUGGUUCAGAAGAUGAUUUUCAUAAAGAAUGGGAUAGCUUGAUCUCGAGUUAUGGCCUUGCAAACGUCUCAUGGUUCAAAGAUCUGUACUCUGUUCGAGAAAAAUGGGGUUCGGUUUACCUCGGGAACUCAUUUUCUGCUACCAUGAUGACAAGACAAUGGACUGAGGACAUGACCAACCUCUUUGGAAAUCAUUUCGUUCGUAAGUUGUCUCUGACCAAAUUCAUUAUUCAGUACUUGAAGUCACUGAUUCAUCUACGGGAGAAGGAAAUUCUCGAAGAUUAUGAUUCAACACAAAGUAAGCCUGUUUUAUUUGUUGACAUUCCUAUGCUGAUUGAAGCAUCAGAAUCAUAUACAAGGACGAUAUAUGUGGAUUUUGAACAUGAAUAUAAAAGCCAACUUGCUUGUCUUUGUGAACCUGUUGGUGUAGAUGGAAUGCGAGUCACCUUCAGAGUUUAUAUUCCCCAAAAGCGGUGCAAUGGAUUAGUUGAAUUUAACCCAACUGAAACUAUUGUCACAUGCAGCUGUAGGAAGUUUGAAUCCAUGGGCAUCCUAUGCAUGCAUGCGCUGAAGGUUCUCAAUAAUAACAAUAUCCUUUCGCUCCCAUCCAAAUAUAUACUGAAGAGGUGGACUAGGUUUGCAAAGGAUGGUUCAGUAUCUAGCGGACAGCUAGCCACAGGGGGUUCUGGCAGUCAAGUAUCUCUGACAGUGCGAUACAGUCGUGUUUGCCGCAAAGCGCUUGCUGUCACACUGAGAAGUGCAGUUUCCAAGGAUGCCCUUGAUGUUCUUGAGCAUGGACUUGACAAGAUCAUAGCACAAAUGGAAAAUGUGUUGCAUAAUGCCACAUCAAGUAGACAAGCAGAAGACGUUCAUGUAGUUGAUGGCAUACCGCGAAAUACAUCAGGAACAACUGACAUUUGUUUCAGUGGAUUUGGUUUUAGUCCUAGAUGAGCUUAAUACGUCGGAGAGCUCUUCGUUUCGUUGUUACUAGGUUUCUAAUUUUCCUUCUGAAAUCUAUAUCAUAUGCAAGAUAUAUUGUUUUUUGUUGAGGAAUUAGGGAGCACAUUUUACUAGUCUGCUUUACAGAGGUCAUCGUCUUUUUUAAAGUCAGGAUAUUUCUGGUAGAAUUCACAUUCUAGAGGACAUGUGCUUAAGAAUUUUAGUUGUUUAUGUAAUUACAAAUGCUCAUACUUUUUGUGAUAUACAAAACAGCUUCAGGCUGUAUAUGUGAAUGCAACUGCUAAAAGUUUGCUUUGACAUUCCACUAUCAGCUGUUAUG